CUGCCUCAGAAGAGUCUCAGAAACCUGACACAACGUAGAAGAAUGGAAGCGAAGUUGGCGGAGUCAGACAAGUUGCUGAGGGAGAAAAAGUACCAAGCAUGUGAAGAGCUUCUUAAAUCCAUUAAAAAUGUGCCUGAAGUUGCUUGGAGAAAAGCGCGUUUGAUAUACGUACAAACAACCACUUUGGCGGAAAAGCCUUCAAAGGAUGUCCUGCAGAAAACCUUUCAGCGUGCCUUGGACGAAGUUGACGCAGGACUAAAGGCAAACGCGAAUCAUGCUAACUGUCUUACGUGGAAAGGAAUCUGUAUCAAUGAAUUGGCCCUGUUAUCAGGAAUCGAUGAAAGAAUCAAAUGCUCUCAUGAUAUGCGGGACCUCUGGCAGAAAGCACUUGAGUUAGAACCGGAAAAUGACGUCACUCUUCAAGCCAUGGGAACAUGGUGCUUUCACGUAGCAGAUCUGUCUGAACUAAAAAGGGCUUUUGCAAAGGCCUUCUUUACCAAUCCUCCAAGAUCAACGUACGAUGAGGCGCUAAACUAUCUAACUAAAUCGGAGAAAUUGGCGCCUGUUCAACAGAUACAGACACAGCUUUUAAUAGCAAAAUGUUAUGAACGCUUGAAGAACAAGGGCAAAGCAAAAGAAUACUGUCAAAAGGUACAAGCUAUGACGGAGACUGGGUAUCUCGCUGAAGAGGCAAAACGAGAAGCAAAACACAUCUCGGAAAAGUUGUAAUCUCACGUUAGUGGACAUCAUGUCGGAGCAUUUCAUUAGAUUCUAAAUCUAGGUUCACUAACUUAGCUAUUGUUUUCAGGAUAUUCUUUUACUCAUAAAGUUGGCUUCUCGCUGCAUU
Molecule: messenger RNA, 847 nt
Organism: Opisthorchis viverrini
Lineage: Eukaryota; Metazoa; Platyhelminthes; Trematoda; Opisthorchiida; Opisthorchiidae
Exons: 8
Coding region: 43-729 (228 amino acids)
Cellular component (GO): mitotic spindle pole; spindle microtubule; cytoplasm
Molecular function (GO): microtubule binding
Source: RefSeq, a predicted model, not a curated record